This is a messenger RNA of Uncinocarpus reesii 1704, 477 nucleotides long. RefSeq lists its product as uncharacterized. Gene Ontology annotation, biological process: protein phosphorylation. Lineage: Eukaryota; Fungi; Ascomycota; Eurotiomycetes; Onygenales; Onygenaceae. The transcript has 2 exons. The record is from RefSeq and is a predicted model, not a curated record. The coding region runs from base 1 to 477 and encodes 158 amino acids. Gene Ontology annotation, molecular function: protein kinase activity; ATP binding.
AUGCCUGGAGAUGUUGAUGAGCAUUUGGAAGAUAUUCAACCAAACUUCUAUCGAGCGCCAGAGGUGAUCCUCGAGAUUCCAUGGUCAUACAGCGUUGAUAUCUGGAACGCAGGCUGUGUGGCGUGGGAUAUGUUCGAAGGCGAGUUUCUGUUUACCGGACAUGAUCCGGAACUCCAGACCUACCGAAGUAGAGCACAUCUAGCUGAGAUGAUUGGUCUUCUUGGGUCACCGCCGCCUAACCUCCUUGCUCAGGGCAGGCUGGCGAGCAAGUUCUUUUCAGAGGAAGGCGAAUUUCGUGCCGGAAUUCCUUUGCAAGAUCCAGUUCCACUCGAAGAGAGAGAAACUACUCUCAAGGAACAACAGGAGGACAGGGAGAAGUUUCUGUGCCUGAUGCGGAAAAUGGUGCAGUGGGAGCCGGGCAAGCGAAGCUCUGCGAAGGAACUUGUGCAAGAUGAAUGGAUUCGUGCGCAUUCAUGA